AUGACUACUCCUACUAUGAAAAAAAUCGACAACCAUCAAAAUACUCAUCAUAUACCCACAUCCGCAUUCCCCCCCGUGAACAACCUUCCACUCGAAUUGAAGGAUCCAAUAAGAAUCACAACCAGCAAAAACUGGGUAUUGCCGCCAAGACCAAAACCCGGUCGUAAGCCGUUAAGUGAAGAACACGAUCAUGGAAAUAGUUGUACCAAUACCAACUUCUUAAGACCUGCUCACAGUGAAAGAAAAACAACUAAACAAACUCUCUCCAUGAAUAGAACUAACUCGAUAUCUAAAUCAUCAGUGGCAAAUAUCAACUCAUCCAUUGCAUCCUCUCCAAAUAUCCAAUCUCCGAUUUCACCAUCUAUACCAACUCCAUCUCCAACUCCCGAUAUGCUCUCUCCCGAAACAGAGGCCGUGGCCAAUUUGUCCAAAAGCCACCCAAAUUGUUCAGCCACGUUGAAGAGGGAUAAGAAAUCCCCAAACAAGAGAUCCUCUUGUAAUAACAAAAAGAAGACGAACAAUGUUUCUUUCAACAACAAAAUGAUUGAAAUCGAUUGUUCUGUAGUUCAUAAUCCUUCAAAGAGAGAAAUACUGAAAAUUAACGAAGAAAACUACUAUUUGAAGCUGGAAGUGAUUAGAUUGGUUUCCACUUUGAAGAAUUUAAGAGAAGAGGUACAGCCCAUCCUUGAAAAACGUAAACAAAAACCAAUUAUCCCCCAAUCAAUGGGGAAGAAAUCCGUCUCCAAGAAGCCUACAACUUUGUCUUCAAACGCUGCGGGUACUAAACAAAUCAAGGGACAAGACGAAGUCAUGAAACCAUCUAGUAUCAAGGAAGAAAAGAAACCAAACUCUUCAUUGAAUACAUCUUUAGAGACUACUUUAGUAAUGGAUCCAGACAAACAAGUGUCGAGUAAAGCAAAUCCUUCCUGCAAACAAUUAUGCCCCAAGAAAAGAUCUCACGAUGAAGAUAUCAAUGAUUUGAUUGUAUCUUUGAUUGACUUAAAUCAUUCCCAGACUAUAUCGGAUAAUUCCACCACGAAUAACGCUAUAACAACAGAUUCUACAGCUACAAAUCAAACGAAACCUAUUCCUACUUCCUUGGAUGAUAAAACCAAUGAGAUGAACUUUAGUACUGCUGCUAGGGAUCCAGCAAAGACAAGCGUCUCUGAAGAACAAAACCUAGGUAAAGCUACAAGGACAUCUAGCUUAUUAGAAAAACAAGUUAAAAUGAAGUCUCCUAGUUCCUAUGACGAGUUUAUGACUGUUCCACAGCAAUCCAUGUCUGAUUUUGAGAACCCUUUCAGUUAUGAAGAAGACGAUUUCGAUCUGCUAUCCACUGUGUCAACAACACCAAGCACCUUGUUUUCCCUUUCUUUGUGUGCAACUAAUGAUACUAUCGACUCCUUUCACAACAACCAUGGUCAUCUCUCAUCAGUCAAUUGUGUCGAGAGUAUAGACGAAUUGCCACCCUUUGAUCUAUUGUCUUUACCCAAUGAGGAUAACCUGUUUUCUGGGAGUUUGGAUGUUCACAUUAACUAUGAUCAACAACUUCAAUCAAAAUCACAAAACAAGAAGCUUAAUACAUUUGAUACUAUCAACUCAAAUUUUGCCGAAUAUGAGGGUAAAGAAGUGGGUAGCUUGGAUUUGAUGAGUCCUGACACAACUCUCAGUAAUGCACAUAAUAGUGGUGAUAUCUUCAAUGAUCAUAACGAUGAUGAAAUGAUGGACUUCAUGUAUAUGGAUCCUAUUAUCGACGUUGAAACUGAUUUCGAAAACUUUGUCAAUGGUAGGGCGUCUGUCCUCUAA
Molecule: messenger RNA, 1806 nt
Organism: Pichia kudriavzevii
Lineage: Eukaryota; Fungi; Ascomycota; Pichiomycetes; Pichiales; Pichiaceae
Exons: 1
Coding region: 1-1806 (601 amino acids)
Biological process (GO): regulation of DNA-templated transcription
Cellular component (GO): nucleus
Source: RefSeq, a predicted model, not a curated record